AUGUCCACCUUCGCCGCAGCCCUCGCCUUUGCUAUCAAGAAUGCUGCCGGCGCUUUCACUGUUGGCUCUGCCUCUGGUCUAGGCGCUGGUACAACGGGAGGAGCUGGCGGGAAAGUUGUGUACCCCACUUCGAACGCCGAGCUUACGAUGUACUUGGGAGACACCAAACCGCUCGUGAUUGUCCUUGACCGGACUUUUGACUUUCGCGGAACUGAAGGCACGACCACCGAGGCCGGUUGCCGGCCGACUGCGAAUCGCCAGUGUCUCGCGAAGCGCAAUGGCUUUAAGGGCCAAGAUGUGAUUCUUCAAGAAGGUGGCAUGAAAAGCACAGGUGGCUGCGUAGACGGCACGAAGGUGACGGUGAAGUACGAUAACGCUGGAAUCAAGCGCUUGUUUGUGAGGGAUCACAAGACCAUCCGUGGCAUUGGCAAGAAAGGUGUGAUCAAGGGCAAGGGACUGACGCUGACCAACAACAUUAUCGUCCAGAACGUCCACAUCACGGAAAUAAACCCGCACUUGGUGUGGGGUGGUGACGCGAUCUACAUCUGUAACGGUGGUCCCACUGCGAGCAAAAACGUGUGGCUCGACCACUUGAAGGUGUCUCGCAUUGGCCGCCAAAUGGUCGUGACGGGCGAGGCUGGUGUAGAUGGACUGACGAUCAGCAACUCGGAAUUCGACGGAAACACGGACUUUUCAAUGUCGUGCGACGGGCACCACUACUGGACUUUGCUUUUCUACGGAAGAAAGACGGCCGUCACCAUGGUCAACAAUUACUUGCACGGGACCUCGGGUCGAUCACCUAAGGUCGGCAGCAGGAAAGAGGACAAUGUCGUCUUGCACGCCGUCAACAACUACUGGGGUAAAAACUCCGGCCACUCUUUUGAUGUCAGCCUCAGCGGAUACGUUCUCGCCGAGGGCAACUACUUCGACAGCACCGCGCGUCCUGCUAUAGCAGACAUAAAAGGCGAUCUGUUUGCAUUCGACGAUAAGGACGCAGCUGGUGCGUGCAAAACCUACCUGGGCCGACCGUGCGAGGCGAACGUCGUAGUGAAAAGCGGCAAGUUUACGUCGCACAAUGGAAUCCCCGCCCUCAAGGCAAUGAAGGCGUAUCGGAGCAUUGUCGACUUUUCCUCGAAAUCGACUUCUGCUGACAACGUGGAGCAGGAACAGGUGUACAAGUUCAGUGAUGCGAACAGUACGAGUUCCACGCUGUAUCAGGCGAAAGACUUGGCCAAGGAGUGGGCCAAGACGACCAACAACUUCGGUAUCGGCAAGUUGAACUAA
Hyaloperonospora brassicae is the source of this 1284-nucleotide messenger RNA. The record is from the annotation of a GenBank genome assembly. NCBI's taxonomy places the organism in Eukaryota, Oomycota, Peronosporomycetes, Peronosporales, Peronosporaceae.